UUCUGUAUUGCAAGUUAAAUCGCCUGUAAUCUUGCAUUACGAAUUCUCAAGCGAUUGUACGAGAUGAAUCCGUCUUAUCCUAUGUCGGAAGUCGGAAAGCCAAAUGCGGUGGAUAAGUCUCUUUAUAGCAUGCUGCUCGCCCCGUUCCAGCCUGCGACAAGAAUCGAACUGGAGACCAAAAUAGACACCACUAUAGAGUGCUGUUUAAACGUGAGAAAUGUCAGCGACAAGGCGUUAAACAUAACUGUAACAAAGUUACCAUCUGUGGAACGUCGGAUUAUUCUGAACUUGACUGAACUAGAGAUCCAAGGGAACAGCAAUGGCACAAUAUGCAUCAAAUGGUCACCCAGAGAGGCAGGAUCUUGGCGAGACGUGCUGCAGUUCACUGAUAGUAGACGAAUUAAAUAUGAUGUUAUCAUAGCGACAACUGCCAAAGAUGAUAAGAAGAGUAAUAAGAUGAAAAGAAGACCAAAACCAGUUCUGCCAUUAACAAAUUCGGUGAAUAUUUCCACAACAGUUGUAAACAAGCAGUUUCAUCAGGGUAAUAUGAAAAUUCCAACUGCUAAUCGGUUGUUAGUCAAUAAUUUCGAUACACAGGUAAAACAAUCUAGCAGAUCCAAAUAUGAGAAUGAGCUGAAUAAAGAAAAUAUCUCGAAUAAAAAUAAUGAUACAACUUAUGCGAAAGACAAGAGAAUUAACGAGCAUGAUAAAUUGGAAAAUAUCUUGUGCGAGCAAGGUAUGAAUGUGUGGAACGAUGGCAGCGUUCUGCCACUUCUAUGUCCUUCGAGCGGGCCACAGGAUAUACGAAGGGCCACAUACAUUAAAGAGAGAAGACCUUGCAAUAGCAUACUUUACGAUCACAAUGAAGACAUUGAUGAGAAUGCAAAAUGUGACAAAGACAAGGCACAAUCCGACUUCUCCAUACUUCUGAAUAAAUUUACAUUCACGUCUACGGAUGUAACUGCGAGUUCUCCAGAGCCAACUAGAAGGGAGUCAAUAGAGACUAUUUCACAAGUUGCAGACAAGCAUACAACGUUCAAUAUCAGUAGUGGUCUAUUUCUCGAGACGUCCGUAAUUCAUGACACAAAAGCUCUCGUCAAUGCAACACCUGCAUUACAAUCUGCAAGCUUGCAUAACUUGUCACCAAUCAAGUCUGAUGGAUGCUCCCUCAUAACUGAUAUCAAAGAUUUGAUUUCGUCAUCACCUAUUCAAUUUCAACAUGUUAUAACAAAAGAGCCUAAGCAGGAUUUGUUACUAUCGAAUCCUGAGCCUAAGGAGUACGCGAGAUCUUUUACGGUGGAUAUAAAUCCAAAUAUUCAAACAACCAAUUGUGAAUACUUCAGUUUCGAGAUCAUUUCUAGUGGUUCCGAAGCAGUUAAAAACACUGGAGAUAUGUAUAUUGAAAUUUCUCCGCCAAGGCAUUUCCACCCCAUGCUAUCUAUGUCGGUGUCGAGAUUGAACGGCACAAAAACUGGCAGAGUCAUAAAGACUAAUACUUUACGUGACGGAGGAAAGAAGUUACAACUGAACGUAUCUACUACAAAAAAGAACACAAGGAAUGUACCAGCAAUCAAAAUAAACAAAUUAUCCCUUAAUACCUUGCGUAAUACAAAGUGGCAUUCUUCAUCCACUAGAGAUUCGAGUUGCAGAAUACAAAAUGAAGAAGAAUAUUUUAUCUAUGAUACAUAUGGACUGGACCCCUUUGCACCAUCCACAACAAAGGAUCCAUUUCUUAAAAAUACAAUGAAUUUUGAUGAACUGUGGCUACUGCAACAAGAAUUGGCGUUUACAAAGUGGUUGAACGCUUUGCUGUCUUCGCCGGAAGAUUUGUCUGUCGACAUUGAAACAGCCGUAACGGACGUCGGCAAAGUGUGGCAAACAUGCAAAGCACAAAAGAAUACUGUGUUGGCUGAAACUAAAGAGGCUGUAUCCGCUAGAUAUCAUACCAGCACAAGGCUAAACACAUUACGAAAAGCUGCAAACGCCAUGUUUAAACGUGAUGAAGUCACGCAAGUUCUCUCACGUACCAACAUGUGCAUUUCCAAAGGAACUUUGUGCAUUAGAUCGGAUCGUAAUCUUCACCGUGACAUUGGUCUGCAGAAGCUCAUACUGAGCUUAUUCCUGAGUUAUAAUCCUUUGUGGCUACGUAUCGGCUUAGAAACCGUAUAUAGCGAGAGCAUUUCGUUGCGCUCAAACAAUGAUAUCGUCGGUCUGACUCGCUUUUUAUUGACGAGAUUCUUCUCGGAUCCACGACUGACGAAGAUGCCCAGUUACCACAAGACUGAUCCGAGCCAAAAGUUCGUCACGCAGCUUAAUCAGUUAAUUCUGAGAAAGUUCUUGUUUCUGAUAUAUUUUUUGGACUAUGCCAAGCAGCAUAAGCUAAUCGGCCAUGAUCCGUGCCUAUUCCACAAACGCGCUCAAUACAAGGAAAGUCGCGCGAUCCUACUGAGCUUCUCGCGCGAGCUCUUGAGCGGUAUCGGCGACGUGACCAGGCUAUUGCGUGGUCACAACUACGUGCUCACUCAUCGGCAGACUUAUAUCGAGGAAUACGAUUACGCGGUGGUGAACAUACGAUGCGAUUUACGCGACGGCGUACGACUGUGUCGCGCGAUGGAGCUCAUCACUGGCGCUCGAGGAUUGACCCAAUGUUGCCGGUUGCCGGCGAUAUCGCGUUUGCAAAAGGUGCAUAACGUGGACGUGGCAUUGAGCGCCCUAUGCCAAGCGGGCUACGUCCUCGAGGGUAACAUAGACGCGAAAAGCAUCGCCGACGGUCACUGCGAGAAGACCUUGUCGCUCCUCUGGCAGAUUAUCCACAAAUACCAGGCGCCGCGGUUUGAUCGGGCGGCUCGCGUGAUCCAAAAAUGGUGGCGAGCGCAACUCUGGUAUAUCCGCGUGAGGAAUUACUUACGCGCGCGUAAAAUUCUAGCUGCGACAAUAAUCCAACGCGCGUGGAGGCGCAAGAUAACACAGUACAAAUCCUCGCAAAUCGAAAUUGACUGUAAUCUUGACGAACGCAAGAGAUAUUUGCGCAUCAGAACAGCCGCGAUAAAACUUCAGAGAUGGUGGAGGCAGAUGCGAGGAAACGUAAGGCAAUUGCGAGAGCUGAGAAAAAAACACCAAGCGGCAAUCACGGUGCAAAGGAGAUGGAGAGCUGUGUUGCUAAUGCGGCAGCAACGAAAUCGGUAUCGCGAUUUGAAGAAUGCUGCGUUGACGAUUCAAACCCGUUGGAGAGCGACGCGGGCGAUGAGAUUGCAACGUUCGCAAUAUCUCGCGCUUAGAGAUGCCACCGUACAAGUGCAAAUCUGGUGGAGAUCUAUGAGAGCCAUGCGAGACCAGCACGAAUGGUUUCUUCGCAGCAAAGAGAGCGCUCGUAUCAUUCAAGUUUGGUGGAAGCGACAUUUGUUAAUGCGAAAAACGCGCAAUGACUUUCUGCUGAUGAGAGUCGCUGUGCAUAGCAUCGAAAGCUGGUGGAUAAGCGUGAUAGAUAGGAAGAAGUUUCUCUUGUACCGAGAGUGUACUAUUCGCAUUCAGAAAAUGUGGAGGAAGUACCGAGCGCGCAAGCGAGAAGGCGCCUGUCUAAAGAUACAGGCGUGGUGGCGAGCCGCAAUCUGCUCACGUAAAUACAAACUUCAAAAGUCCUGCUGCGUGAAGUUGCAACGUUGGUGGCGCGAAAUCGUGCUUACGAGACGUCAGCGUACGGAAUUUCUGCAGUUGCGGCAAGCGACAUGUGUUAUACAGAAGAACUGGCGGGCGAGAAUGGUCAGAAGAAACUACUUGAAGCAACGGCGAGCGACUUUACUGAUACAAUCGUGGUACCGUCGUACCAAUUCGGCGAGAAUCAUUCGACAACGUUACUUGGAGAUGAGAGGUGCUGCAAUUCAAAUACAGAAAUGGUGGCGCAACGUCACGAUAGCCCGUCAAGAACGGAGGAGAUACCUGCAACUUCGUAAGAGCGCCGUCCACCUGCAGACUUAUUGGCGUCAACGCGUUUUGGCUCGUGCGGAUCGUCAGCGAUAUUUGACUCAGAGGAAAGCGUGUGUCACUCUGCAAUCUUGGUGGCGAAUGGUCAGAACGAAGAGCGAGUACAAAUCGUACAAGAUUUGCGUGCUGAAGAUACAAAGGAGGUGGCGUGCGAAGAAAGUCGCUCUGUCUACAAGAAAACAAUUUGUCGCUUCGCAGCAGGCUGCGAUAGUCAUUCAGUCGUAUUACAGAAUGAAAGUUACAAAGCGAAGAUACGAGAUCGUCAAGUACGCCGCGUUGGUCAUUCAAACAUAUUGGCGAGCCUACAUAACUGGUAGACGAGAGAGAUUGCGUUACUUGUCACAGCGCCAGGCAGCGAUCACGUUUCAACGUCAUUACAGGCGGAAAAGAAUGAAACGUGAAGAGCAAUGCAGAAAUGAGAUCGCUUUGAUCGUUACAAAGAUUCGAGAUGAAUGUGGAGAAGAUAUUCAGAAGAUGGACGUUAUCACGAAGCUUGCGCUUCCAGGCAGUAAUUACUGGCAAGGAAUAAUCAAUACGCUACGCAACUGCAACAGCGUCGGAGCGCUGCUUAUUUGCUUGAAUAGUUUAGAUACCAUAAUGAAAUUGUCACCGACCAGGCGUGUCAUCCUCUGCGAGCUGAACCUGGUCAAUAACAUUUAUAAUACGAUAGCGCAGAACAACAGAUCGUUACCAUGGAUGAAGGUCUGUCAGCAAGCAUGCAACAUUCUGAUCACCUUGUCGAAGCAUCUUCACACGAGAAAAUAUGUCCUCAAGAAAGAGUAUGCAUUGACAUUAGUGCAACUUUUGAGCGGAUCAUUGAAAUACAAGGAAGUAUUUCUGCAUUGCGCCACUUUGAUAUGGCUGCUUAUCCAGGACGAAGAUUAUUCAAAGGCUAUAGCAAUGUGUCCACAAAUAAAUUGGCUGAUGAAAAAUAUUCAACAAAAAGUCUUGAAAAACGGCGAAAUAGUAAAAUUCCAAAAAUGUAAGGAUUUAGAGCAAUUAUAUCCCAAUUGUGAACCUGACCGAUACAACGCGCAGGGAUCUCACCUGUUCAGUGACAUGAGUUUUGCCAUUGCAGCUAUCAUUGAGAGAACUUUUACAUGAUAUUAAGGUAAAUUUUUUGGGUGGGUGAUAUGUGUACGAGCGCGCGUGCGCGUAUAUUAAAUUUAAAAUUUUUUUAAUGUUGACCGAGCCUUAGAUUUAAAUAGUAAAAAAAUGUUAAGACAAACUUAAAUUUUAGAAGAAAUAAUUUAAAAAUACGAGGAAAAGUGUGUACAUACAUAUUUGUAACAGUUUUUAAAUAUAAGAUUCUAAAUAUAAAGAGCUUAACAAUCUCGCGACUAAAGCCGCAAAAAUCAAGACAAUCAAGUUUUCAUUCUGCUUUAAUAACCGACUCAUUCCUAAAAACGUGGCAGAACGCUGGCAACGAUGACAACUCGAUCUGCGUAUAGUACAAUAAGAUAUAAAUGUAAUUUUUAUUUACAGUGAAUUUACUCACAAAUAAAAUUAAUAAUAAUAAUCAUAAUAAUAA
Molecule: messenger RNA, 5512 nt
Organism: Solenopsis invicta (red fire ant)
Lineage: Eukaryota; Metazoa; Arthropoda; Insecta; Hymenoptera; Formicidae
Product: protein abnormal spindle
Exons: 10
Coding region: 64-5085 (1673 amino acids)
Biological process (GO): mitotic cell cycle; establishment of meiotic spindle localization; spindle organization
Cellular component (GO): spindle pole
Molecular function (GO): protein binding
Source: RefSeq, a predicted model, not a curated record